Nematostella vectensis (starlet sea anemone) is the source of this 5255-nucleotide messenger RNA. RefSeq lists its product as uncharacterized. Lineage: Eukaryota; Metazoa; Cnidaria; Anthozoa; Actiniaria; Edwardsiidae. The record is from RefSeq and is a predicted model, not a curated record. The transcript is spliced from 3 exons. Bases 121 to 3669 code for a protein of 1182 amino acids.
AUAUUCUAAGAAUCCACUGCAAGCACACAGCGCGUUUGACUUGUCAAGUCUCUCGUAGAGCGCGAAAGCAUGGGGAUCAUUGAUGUUGUUGCGUUAUGAAGAAGACGUCAGUUGUUCUAGAUGUCGGGUGAAGGGUUAGCUUUGCGAUCGGGUCUGUCGUCAGUCGGGGAUCUCGGAUCGCAGGAAUGCUAUUCGAGUAGCGAGGCCUCUUCUCGGCUUUGGGCCAGGCUUGAAAGAUCCGAGUACAAGCGAACUAGGGGAAAACAACGCAGGCAAAGUGGCACUGAAAAAACACACGAUAGGAAACGCGACAGAGAUGGACGAUCGGCGAGGAGAAACGCAAAGUUUAAGAGUAACAAUCAAUUAACCACGACAAGUUUUCAAGCUGAUAAACAAAUCUUUGGCAAUGAAGAGGCAGUGACUUCAAUCUGGGAAGUUUCUGGAAAAAAGACCCAGUUUUACAGUGAACAAUCUUUCAUAUCUCCUGACAAAGAAUUUGAAAGCUACACACCACACAGACUACAGAAGGGCUUGAGAAGGGACAAUAGACCCUAUAGCAUUCAUGAGAUUUCCCUGGAAACACAAGAUAUUGAAACAUACCAAGGCAAUGGCGAGCCACACACCCUAACAGGGCGUAAGCAUAGUUUAAUACAAGAAAGUCAGGAUAUUUGGAAGGAUAUGGACUACAGGGAAAGGAAACCACUUUCCCAUGAUUCUGAUCGCUUAGGAGAUUCAAAGAAAUUGGGCAAAGCUGGGCAGUGCUUGUCCAGGUCCCUAUCUUCAAGUUUAAGUUCUCAUGUUGGCUCUUCAGAUGAAAAGGAGGACUACCAGGGGAUUUAUUCUGCAUAUGACAUGACAGGAAGAUCACCUUAUGGCUCAUCAAUCAGCAGACGCUACAGCCAAUCAAGUUUGAGCUCAUCGAACACAUCCUGGCAACACUCCAGCAGCCAUAACAUCAAGGAACUUCCAUCUUUACUCGGUAGUGCACCUGAACGAAUACACCACAGAUCUCCAGUGCACAAUAGCAACCAUGAGAACUUCAAGAUCACAGACUUUAAUCGGAUUGAGAAGACUCCACCUAGUGUCCCUCCCAAGCCUACGCGAUUCAGCGCCAGCUGUACUAUAAAGCUGAGUUCCCGAAGCAAGGAUGGGGCUCAAGGUGAGGCAGUUUAUGAACGAACUGAGUCCAGCUCACCCAACAGCCCACGGGGCUAUCAAACAAGAAAAGCUGUACCAGUUAUUGACUUCACUAAACCAUCAACAGUUGUUGCUAUGCCUGUAAAGGGGCCUGAAGUAAAGCCAUCUGUUAGGGAAAUGGCUAAGCGGUUUAGUGCAAAUGUAACUCAUGUCUCAUCAGAAUGUCACUCUAGGAUUGAUGAUGAUACUAGACGAGUAAAGACCGAGACAUGGCCUAAGGUUGUAUCUGUGGUACCACAGGAGGGUACAUCUCCCAUAGAGGUGCCUCGAGGAACAGAUACGCCUGCACAAGUGCACCAUCAGCCAGGGUUAACUUACACUGCUCAUGAUGGCACCGUUGUUCAGCUUCGACAGAAAGACGACACUCGCAAGGAAGACUUGGCAUCUCACAGACUGAGUCUUCAGGAGUUGAUUCUAUUGCACGAAGAACAAAUCGCUUUGCAUACAAGGAGUGCGCAGGCCACUGUACAGAUGUACCUGAAAAGGUCAGCAUCUGAUGUUGGAAGGCGACCCGAGCCUGGUAUAUAUGGGCAAAAUAGUAAGGCUGAUACAAGGAGGUAUUCUGAGACACACAUGGGACACUCGAUAGAAAAUACUUUUGUUACUUCUGCGGGGGAGCUUGACCUGAAACUCGAGAUAAAGAAACCUGAGACAAAAAAACCUGAGUAUGAGGUAAGGGAAAUGACAUCACCGAGGAAUUCUCCGUUUAAGGUGAUAGAGCUCACUGACAAAUCAACUGGCAGUAUUAGUAGCUCAAGGGAGAGGUUACCACGAAUGAAGCGGCAUCGGACGAUUGGUAUCGUUGGGUUCCGCCACCAGAUUGAUAGAACACUUGAUGCCAAAACACAGUCGAAACCAAAGAGGCAUACGGCCAUUGGAAUAGUAAACCUUGAAGCUAUUUCAAUGAGUCAUCUUGAUUCCUCAGACGUGGCGUUUAACACUACACGGCCAAAAAGUGCUGGGCCAGAACUUAUAUCCCCAGAAGACGAUGAAUUGGUUACUAAAGUUAACGUAAAUGAAGAGAGGUUUCCACCUAAAGUAUUUGACUUUGAGACUCCCACUAGUUUACAAACACACCAAGAACCUGAGGCGACACAAAAGGUUAUGGACGAUGUUGAGGUUUCAGUUGAGACUCCUGUUGUUCUUGAACAAGCACAAGAAAGUUAUAGCAGUGUGCCCAAGAUGGAUCUGAACGAGGAAGACGGUCCGGUGGGUCCGCCAACCAUACGAAAAUACCAACCUAAACCAAGCCAGCCAGACUACGUACAACCUACUGACGGUGAGAAGAAAAUAGAAGAAGUCAGAAGGACCACGCUCUCCCCAAAUAGGGACACCCCUCCGAGUAUCAAGUCCCCAGUGGUGGAACUACAUAAGUCUGGAGUUGCUCGGUACAGAGCCAUGGUUUCAGCUCCUCAGUCAGAUGGUAAUGCCUUAGACUCUACUUCACCCAUAACGGACACAGCUCAAAUAACUCCUUCUAGACCAGUGGUAACAUCCAGUCCUCUUUCUGCGUCUGCCAACGUUAGCCCAAAGACUGUUGCUGAAGUUAUCCCCGUCCCUCGUCAUUCAGGAAUCUCUAAGUUCCCAGACACCAAGACGUCUCUUGCAUUUAAAGCACCACGGGAUCCAUGUUCAUUUGGUAACAAAAUCCAAGAAAAGAAGCAGUCAGGCCUUUCACCAUACGAGCCACAUAUGUUCCAAUUAUCUGGCAUUAAAUACCAAGAUAAGACUUCAUUGUCUGUGACUCCUCCUGAGCCGCUAUCAGCACAAGAGAUGUACCAAACGCGGCUUGCAAUGUGGAACCUAAUCCCGGGAUGGGAGGGUUCAAACAGCUCAACCUCGCGGGAUGGCUCGAGGGAGCGCCUGUCCAAGGAGCACCCUCUUCGAGAUGCCACUCCCAGAGGUAGUAGAACCAAGAUGUCAGAGGAGCGUGGCAAACACCACAUUGAUGACAAUGACAACCACAAGGCACUGCACCAAAGGACUGAAGAGUACUAUAUGAACAUUAUUGACAGACUUAAGCGAGACUACCAGUCUUUGAAGGAGAAGAGUGAGACCGAGAAGCGCGAGUUUCGGCAAAUGUAUGAGGAACAGAAAAAGGUGGCAAAUGCAUACCAGAAGCUGGAGGAUCGGUACCGAAGGAGGGUGCAUGAACUACAGGACGCUCUGGCUGGCUGCACGUGUAAGGGGACACUGAUGGUAUAUCAGAAAAGCAUGAAGUCAACUUCCGUCAGGAGUGAUGUAGACAGUGGAAGAUCUAAAGCGUCAAGCAUCAAAAGCCACGAUAUACAUAUUCUUGACGAGGUGGAAGAGUGGUUAAGCGAACAGUCCAAGAAUGCUAAGACGACAAAGGCGAAUAACGCGAGUAGGGAUAGUCUGAUCAGCUCAUCUUCCGACCUGACGGGGACAGGAUGGGACGAUCACUACGAAAUGAUGGGCGCUAUCGAUCAGCUAGAUGGAACACAUGUUUAACAGACUCCUUAACACAUGUGUAACAAGCAGUCGUAAACACAUGUGUAACAGACUCCUUGACACAUGUGUAACAAGCUCGUAAAUACAUGUGUUACCAUCUCGUGAACAUUUGUGUAACACUCAUGCACACUUGCGUGACAGACUUCUAAACACAUGUGUAACAAGCUUGUAAAAAAUUGUAACAGACUCGUGAACACAUGUGUGACAGGCUCUUAAAAACGUGUAACACGUGAACAUUUGUGUAAAAGACACCUAAAUACGUGUGUAACAGACUUCUAAACACAUGUGUAACAAACGCUUAAACCUGCGUAAGACGCUCAUGAACGCGUGUGUAAGAGGCCCGUAAACAUGUAAACAGACUCGUGAACACAUGUGUAACAGGCUCGUAAACACGUGUAACUGGGUAACAGACUCGUAAACACAUGUGUAACAGGCUCGUGAACAUGUGUAACAGGCUCGCGAACAAAUGUGUAACAGGCUCGUGAACAAAUGUGUAACAGGCUCGUGAAGAAAUGUGUAACAGGCUCGUGAACAUGUAUGACAGGCUCGUGAACAAAUGUGUAACAGGCUCGUGAACAAAUGUGUAACAGGCUCGUGGGCAUGUGUGACAGGCUCGUGAACAUGUAUAACAGGCCCGUGAACAAAUGUGUAACAGGCUCGUGAACAAAUGUGUAACAGGCUCGUGAACAAAUGUGUAACAGGCUCGUGAACAUGUGUAACAGGCUCGUGAACAAAUGUGUAACAGGCUCAUGAACAAAUGUGUAACAGGCUCGUGAACAUGUAUGACAGGCCCGUGAACAAAUGUGUAACAGGCUCGUGAACAAAUGUGUAACAGGCUCGUGGGCAUGUGUGACAGGCUCGUGAACAUGUAUAACAGGCCCGUGAACAAAUGUGUAACAGGCUCGUGAAGAAAUGUGUAACAGGCUCGUGAAGAAAUGUGUAACAGGCUCGUGAACAAAUGUGUAACAGGCUCGUGAACAAAUGUGUAACAGGCUCGUGGGCAUGUGUGACUGGCUUGUGGACACGUGUGUUAUUUCUAGGCCCGCAUUACCACUUUCCGCUGGUAGAAACAUGCCCACUGACGCAGUAUACUAAAAGCUGAUCAAUCAGCCAGAUAGAACACAUUUAUAACUUCACAAUAUUCGAGAUAGUAUGAUCAGCUUGGAAAAACAUACGUUACAAUAAAGACAUCACUGUCUACAGUUUAUCUGUUAGCCUGUUGUCGUGUCAUGCUUGCGUGACUUCAUAUUUGCGUGACAUCAUGCUUGCAUGGCGUCAUGGCUUGCAUGGCGUCAUGUUUGCGUAUCGAUUGAAAUUGUAUUGUUUGAUAAAAAAGUAUUUUGAUCUGACAUCAGUUACUUGAUUUAUGUAUUGUUUUUUUUUGAUAACUAAGAAACUUUUUGCAUUGCAUGUUUUUGUUUUAGUUGGUUUGAACUUUGCUAAAACUUUGCUUGUUGAUGCAGAUUUUAAGAACACAAAAAUGGAAGUUUUAUCCAGAUUAUUUAUUUUGAAUAUAUACUUAUAUACAUUAUUAUUUGCUGUAAUUGAUUCAAACGUUCAUAAUAAAGAAGCUUUACAUUUUGUUA